This is a messenger RNA of Jaculus jaculus (lesser Egyptian jerboa), 1890 nucleotides long. It is a transcript of the gene Hsbp1, whose product is annotated as heat shock factor binding protein 1. The record is from RefSeq and is a predicted model, not a curated record. Bases 110 to 340 code for a protein of 76 amino acids. NCBI's taxonomy places the organism in Eukaryota, Metazoa, Chordata, Mammalia, Rodentia, Dipodidae. The transcript is spliced from 4 exons. Gene Ontology annotation, biological process: cellular heat acclimation. Gene Ontology annotation, cellular component: nucleus; cytosol. Gene Ontology annotation, molecular function: transcription corepressor activity.
UGGCUGGCCCGCGUUGUCGCGAGAAGCAGCGGCCGGGGGCGUCUGCGCCGACAAACCGAAGUGUAAGCUGACGGCCCGAGAUAUCGCCGCCAAGCUGGGAACCGGGGAGAUGGCCGAGACCGACCCCAAGACUAUGCAGGACAUCACCUUGGUGGUGGAGACGCUCUUGCAGCAGAUGCAGGAUAAAUUCCAGACCAUGUCCGACCAGAUCAUUGGGAGAAUUGAUGACAUGAGCAGUCGCAUUGACGAUCUGGAGAAAAACAUCGCCGACCUCAUGACACAGGCUGGGGUGGAAGAGCUGGAAGGUGAAAACAAGAUACCUGCCACACAGAAGAGUUGAAGGCUGCCAAUAAUUCACACUGAGAUUUGGAGCACCAUUUUUUCAAGCCCGGAAAACCCAAGUGGCUUUCUGAACCUAACAUCUCUGUGUAGACAGGUUUUGUAAAGUGUGUUCUUACCACAUCCUGUAUAGUUAGUUUAUAUAGACUGACCUUCCCCCCUCCCCCUAGUUUCUCAGACACAGUAUCUUCACAUCUUAGAACCUGGUCAGUUAUCUCUUAAUUAUUAAACACUAAAAUUUUGUUGGUUCCUGCAUAAAAUUGUCAAAUUUUUUAGUGUAUUUUUGUGAAGUCAUUUUUCUCCUGCUGUUCUUUUUAGUAGUUGCUGUUUGAUAAAAGUGGCUGUAUAAUUUUUAUUAGGUAAAUAGUAAAUCGUUCCCUUGUUGGUAGAUUCAGUGAAGUGAAACAUUUGUAGAGUUUAGAGUUCUUUUAUUUUCAGCACAAAGUGACUAUUGAGCUAACACUAAAUAGAGUGUUGAAAAUACUUCUCAGAUGGCUGAGAACGUUUUUAAAUGUCUGUGUAGAAGUAUCUGUCACUACUCUGCUGCCAAAACUCAGAGUUGAACCACAGCUUGUGACUAAGUCUGAGAUGAGAUGCUGAAACCAGCAAGAGGUAACCAUUGCCACUCUACACCCAGGGCUUUGAAAACACAGCAAGUGAGCCAACAGCCUGAAGCAUGGUGGCAUUCAUUUGUGAGAUUUGCAUGAGAUUCUAGUAACUUCAGAGGGCUCCAUCUAUGUUCAUUGACAGUGAUUACCAGAAAACAGUCUAACAGGAUCUUAAAACCAGGUAAUUCCAUCCUUUCUUUGAGCUACUGACUGGAAAAGUGGAAAGAGACCACGUGACUCUAUGCCAAUCACAUGGGUCAAUAAUGAUGUGUGGCUGGUAGGAGGCUCUGGUUUUUAAAAAAUAAUAUUUUACUUGAACUGUUUCUUGCCUAAAUUCUUGCAGAGUAAAAAUUUUAUUAUUGAUUAUAGAAGACAGAUAAUAAACUCUUGUCAUUGAAAAUUCCAGUGUCUGGAGUGCCAAGCCUAGAAAGCGCUUCUGAUGACCUGGAAGGUGAUCCAUGUCACUGUUCCCACAAAGUGAUUUCAUACAAUAAAAACAUGAAUACGUGGAAAAGCUGAGGAACUGAGUGGUCCUUCCUAGAGGAAAGCCCCUAAUGGACAGGAUGUUCAAGUCUCCCUUGUCCCCAAUUUCAUUUUUGUUGUAGACAUUUAACAUUAAGAAUUUUGCCUUGCUUCUGAAUUCUAUGGGGAGUGCACAGAAUGAAGUGUGUCACUAAGCUUGUUCUCCAGUGGCAGGAACUCUUACCAAGCCAGUCAGUGGUGCUGUGGGUUUAGCCUCUGAAGCUGAGCCUGACCAACAGGAACCUGUCUGCUGGACAUUUCCAGUCCUCAGAAAUGAAUGGAAACGCUGGGGCUGCUGGUGUUGGAAGGACAUUGGAGGCUGAGGGAGGCGAUGGUGUCCUUAAGGAACAGAUUUCAGAGGCAGCACCCCUCCCAUCCACCAAAAGUACCUGCCAUAAAUAAAGGUGCCUAGAAUCCUGCA